AUGUCUGGUACGUCGCUGGCAAUCCCCCCUCACCUGCUCACAGUCUACAGGGGCCUCGCUCUCCUUUCCAAGGACAGGAUACAAAGACUACGUGCGAUCGCAGAGCACAUCGCAUCUGCGAGCUAUGACAUCGUAUGCCUCCAAGAGAUAUGGAUCUACAAGGACUAUGAGAUGGUGCGGGAAGAGAUACAGCACGUCCUGCCGUUCUCUAGGUUCUUCCACACUGGCGCACUGGGCUCCGGCUUGGCCAUAUUUACACGAUUCCCCCUCAUAGGGGCACAAGCGCUGCCCUACUCUCUCUCAGGAACCCCAGCUCAGGUAUUUGCUGGUGAUUUCUUUGUCAAGAAGGCGGCGGGCAACGUGGUCAUUCUCCAUCCCGUCCUCGGUGAAGUGGAGAUCUGGAACACUCAUAUGCACGCAGCUGGAGAGCAUGGACCGGACACGCGACAAUCCCAUAGAAUCGCUCAAUCGUGGCAGUUGGCUAGCGCUAUUCGUGGAGGCGCUGCAAAGGGCAGGUACAUUCUUGUGAUGGGCGACUUCAACUCUCAGCCAGGCUCUGUUCCGAUUGCCAUCAUGCGCGAUCACGCCAACCUACAAGACUCUUUCCUCGUUGCGCAUCCUUCCGCCAAUACCGACCUCCCACAUCCCCCUUCCUCUGCCGAAGCUUUGAUAAAGUAUGGCACCACUUGCGACUCUCCGCUUUGUACUUAUUCAGCGGGGAAGCCUAUCCCCGGUAAUGUCCUAGAGCACGGCGGCAAGAGACUCGAUUAUAUCUUCUACCGACAGCCUGCCGUGGCUAGGAGGAGGCCAUUGGUAUGGAAGUACAGGGAUGAUGCCGGGAGCACAGGUGCUGAGAAUGGCGGCUCCAGUCUCUCUGGUGAUGCGUAUAUUGAGUCUGGCAAGCCUCUCCAGGAUUCUAUGGCGCAAGCUCCCAAGCUUCGCUGUAUCAGCUCCGAGGUCAUCCUCACCGACAGAGUACCGGGACAUCAAUUCUCUUACUCUGAUCACUUUGCCCUCUUGUCGACCUUUGUAAUUGAAGGCCCAUCUCAACAAUAUCAAUCACACGAGCCUCCUUCCGCCACCGACUCCGAAUCGCAUGGGCCGUCCACGGCGAACUCGUUAGAGCCCCUCAUCUCUCAGAACGACCCCGAGCGUAUCGGAUCGAACUUGUAUGCCGCUGGCGAUCCGUUCAAGUAUCCAUCCGAUGGCAACUCCCUCUCUCAUUCCACAUCCAUACCUUCCACUCAAAAGUCAACCACCAUUCGCACCGCUCUCAACACCCUUCGGCUCUAUACCCGUAUCUCUCAAAACACUGCCAAGCGUCAUCUCCAGAUCUGCUUGCUCGCCUUGCUGGCACUUAUUGGCUUGACGGUGGGCUGCGCGUGGCAGCCCAAGAGCUGGCUGCAACCCAUCUUCACCAUAGUCGGCGCACUGUUAGGCGCUACGGCAGCGACGUUCCUCUAUACUGGGUUCGUCUGGGGUAGGUGGGAAGAAGGGCUUUUGGCAGAGAUAACAGAGGAGAUGGAGCUGGAGCUGAGGGUGGUUGAGAUGGAGGAGAACAUGAACCGCUAG
Molecule: messenger RNA, 1572 nt
Organism: Cryptococcus wingfieldii CBS 7118
Lineage: Eukaryota; Fungi; Basidiomycota; Tremellomycetes; Tremellales; Cryptococcaceae
Product: inositol phosphorylsphingolipid-phospholipase C
Exons: 4
Coding region: 1-1572 (523 amino acids)
Cellular component (GO): cytoplasm
Molecular function (GO): sphingomyelin phosphodiesterase activity
Source: RefSeq, a predicted model, not a curated record